Drosophila mauritiana is the source of this 2513-nucleotide messenger RNA. It is a transcript of the gene Mer, whose product is annotated as moesin/ezrin/radixin homolog 2. Gene Ontology annotation, cellular component: cytoskeleton; adherens junction; plasma membrane. Gene Ontology annotation, biological process: regulation of gliogenesis; regulation of cell shape; regulation of organelle assembly. NCBI's taxonomy places the organism in Eukaryota, Metazoa, Arthropoda, Insecta, Diptera, Drosophilidae. The record is from RefSeq and is a predicted model, not a curated record. Gene Ontology annotation, molecular function: actin binding; cell adhesion molecule binding. Bases 376 to 2283 code for a protein of 635 amino acids. The transcript has 5 exons.
GCCUAUUCUCGUACUUCGUCGAUGUGGAGACCCUUCUGGCGACUCUCAAUCAGCUUCCACGCCAAAAAAGCUGGCCUUCAGCCCAAAUUGCCAUUGCCAUUGCCCGGAGCAGCGAAUUGGCUGCAAAAUGAGGCAGUCCGCGAUUAGCGAGGACCGCAGGAGCAGCAACCAGGAAUCGGGCCACUAGCUGGCACAGGAGCAUCAGAAGGACCAAGAAUCAGAGUAGCAGGAGCAAGGGCAGCAACAAGUCCUCUGCACGCAACAGGUUAUCACGAAUUGCCCACAAGAUCACUCAGUUCCGACUCCAAUCCAAUUGCAUCUCACGCAUCACAUCACAUUGCAUCGAAUCCAAUCACAACACAUCACAUAAUCGCGAUGAGCCCCUUCGGCUCCAAGAAGAACCGCUCCCUGUCGGUGCGGGUGAGCACCUUCGACUCGGAGCUGGAGUUCAAGCUGGAGCCGCGCGCCUCUGGCCAGGAUCUGUUCGACCUGGUGUGCCGCACCAUCGGGCUGCGCGAGUCCUGGUACUUUGGGCUGCAGUACGUCGACACCCGCAGCAACGUGUCCUGGCUGAAGAUGGAGAAGCGGGUGCGCGACCAGCGCGUUGAGCUGCACGCUAGCAAUAAUGUGUACGUGUUUAGCUUCUACGCCAAGUUCUUUCCGGAGAACGUCAGCGAGGAGCUGAUCCAGGAGAUCACGCAGCACCUGUUCUUCCUGCAGGUCAAGCAGAGCAUCCUCUCCAUGGACAUCUAUUGCCGCCCGGAGGCGUCCGUGCUGCUGGCCUCCUACGCGGUGCACGUGCAGUACGGGCCGUACGACUACGAGACCUACAAGGACGGCAUGCUGGCCGGGGGCGAGCUUCUGCCCAAGGGAGUGACCGAUCAGUACCAGAUGACGCCCGAGAUGUGGGAGGAACGCAUCAAGACAUGGUAUAUGGACCAUGAGCCCAUGACGCGCGACGAGGUGGAGAUGGAGUACCUGAAGAUUGCUCAGGACCUGGACAUGUACGGAGUAAACUACUUUCCUAUUACGAAUAAGAACAAAACCAAAUUGUGGCUGGGCGUCACCUCCGUGGGCCUGAACAUCUACGACGAGCGUGAUAAGCUAACGCCAAAGACCACUUUCCAGUGGAACGAGAUACGGCACGUCAGCUUCGACGACAAGAAGUUUACCAUUCGCCUGGUGGAUGCCAAGGUCUCGAAUUUCAUAUUUUACUCGCAGGACCUCCACAUCAACAAGAUGAUUCUUGACCUGUGCAAGGGCAAUCACGAUCUGUAUAUGCGCCGCCGCAAGCCCGACACCAUGGAAAUCCAGCAGAUGAAGGCCCAAGCCAAGGAGGAGAAGCAACGCCGCCAGAUCGAACGCAAGAAGUUCAUCAGGGAAAAGAAGCUGCGCGAAAAGGCGGAGCACGAGCGCUACGAGCUGGAGAAGAGCAUGGAGCACCUGCAAAACGAGAUGCGCAUGGCCAACGAUGCACUGCGGCGUUCUGAAGAGACCAAGGAGCUGUAUUUCGAGAAGAGUCGUGUCAACGAGGAGCAGAUGCAGCUGACCGAAUGCAAGGCAAACCACUUCAAGACGGAAAUGGACCGACUGCGCGAGCGACAAAUGAAGAUCGAGCGGGAGAAGCACGACCUGGAGAAGAAGAUUCGCGACGCCGACUUCUAUGUCCACCAGCUGACGGUGGAGAACGACAAGCGGGAGGCCGAGACUGAGAAGCUGCGCAAGGAGCUGAUCUGUGCCAAGAUGGCGGAGCGCGAGGCCACCGCUCGCCUUCUCGAAUUCCUCAACAGCGGACGCAAGUCCUCCACGGACAGCCUGCUGACCGCUUCCAGUGUGUCGCACGCGGCCAAUACGGCGUCCAGCAUGGCGGCCAUCAGUACACCCUCCCUCAUCACUAGCAGCUCCACCAAUGACUUGGAGACCGCCGGGGGCGCCGAGCUGACCACACACUCGUCGCACUACCUGGUGCAAGGUGACAACUCCAGCGGCAUUUCGGACGACUUCGAGCCCAAGGAGUUCAUACUCACUGACAACGAGAUGGAGCAGAUCACCAACGAGAUGGAGCGCAACCACCUCGACUACCUGCGCAACUCCAAGCAGGUGCAAAGUCAACUGCAGACACUGCGCUCCGAGAUCGCGCCGCACAAGAUUGAGGAGAACCAGAGCAACCUGGACAUUCUCAGCGAGGCACAGAUCAAGGCCGGCGAGAACAAAUACUCCACGCUCAAGAAGCUCAAGUCCGGCUCGACCAAGGCGCGUGUCGCCUUCUUCGAGGAGCUCUGACCUCCUCCGUCUCCUACUUUCCCCUCACCGGCACAUCCGCCGACAUGACUAAUGCCCCAUCCUAGCUGUACGAUACGUUACGAUUUGGCGUGUGUGCCUGUGCGCGUGCUAGAGUGUAUGAGUGCCUUGACCGUAGUUGUAAUAUAUCCUACUAUAACAUACUAUACUUUAUGUUUUUCGAUCGUUCGCUCAAGCCGCUGCUGUAAUAAACCAAUUGCAAACGUACUGUA